CAAUACCCGUUCUUCUGAUUGUCAAGAUUAAAUCCAGUAGCCACUGAACACAACAAGCGGUCAUUGCCUACUCGCUGAUAUUAAAGCUUAUCUUUGUCAAUAUGUGGAUCACUUUCGGUCUGCCAUACAUCCUCUUAACAAUCAUAAUCUUCGUAUCUCGCGAUGUUUAUGCAUCUGUUGAUCUUGAUCACCACGCCAUUGCUCUUCGAAAUCUCGGGUUGGAUUCAACAUCAUCACCAAAUACAAGCACACCGACAUGCCAACCCAAAUUCGAAGUCUCCAUAGUCACGUCCACAGUGUUGGUCACCGCCUCCAUCGAACCUUACUGUCAGCCGAACCAGACAGAACCAGGAAUCUCGAACAUCGAUUCAACUUCUGCAGUCAUUCCAGACGUAGCAUCUUCACGAAGUGAAAACUGCACCCACAAAGACUAUACUGAGAACAUACUUUCGCCAGUAGUUCACACCACAAACCCUGAAUUACCGGUCACUGGAUGCGAGAUUUGCUACCACGACAGUGCACAAAUAGCAACCAUUUUGAAGUCACCAGAGCCCACCGCACCCUGCGAAACAUCAACAACGACAAACUACACAUCAAAGCUCAGUUCCAGCGUGUAUUCAACAGGCCCCAUUGAAACUAUGCCUGCCGAGGAAAAUUCGUCGCCUCGGCAUACUGUGUGCUCUGGUUUAGGCUUCGGUGUUAUUGGUUUCAUUGUGUGGCUCACUGUCAACCUGUGAAGGUUGGAUACUAUAUUGCGUCCUCAACGAUCAUGGACCAUUCUGGAAAACAACUCGGAUACCUACUGCUACUUCCAAUGCCCCUGUUCGGUAUCACCUCCAUCCGCUUCUAUAAUCGACAAGAUGGCCUUGACAAUUGAUUGUCAAAGACAAAGCUUUGCAUUGUUCCUAUUGUUCGAUGGAUCUAUAGGGAAGCGCACCUAUUGAAUGGAAA
This is a messenger RNA of Aaosphaeria arxii CBS 175.79, 951 nucleotides long. RefSeq lists its product as uncharacterized. Lineage: Eukaryota; Fungi; Ascomycota; Dothideomycetes; Pleosporales. The record is from RefSeq and is a predicted model, not a curated record. The transcript has a single exon. Bases 102 to 737 code for a protein of 211 amino acids.